Scomber japonicus (chub mackerel) is the source of this 3080-nucleotide messenger RNA. RefSeq names its product NACHT, LRR and PYD domains-containing protein 12-like. Gene Ontology annotation, molecular function: protein binding. Bases 91 to 2382 code for a protein of 763 amino acids. The record is from RefSeq and is a predicted model, not a curated record. Lineage: Eukaryota; Metazoa; Chordata; Actinopteri; Scombriformes; Scombridae. The transcript has 6 exons.
GCAACAGUGCCAAAAACUGAGACACCUCACUGCUCACACACACAAAGUGGAAAGCAGGAGGUUUUAGAUGAAUAUCAGGAUACUCUGACGAUGAGAUAUCAAGACGUGACUGACGAAACUGAUGAAGCAGGAAUGAAAAUCCCCUUCAACAGCUCCUACACUGAGGUCUACAUCACAGAGGGAAGGAGUAACGAGGUUAAUACCCAACAUGAGGUGAUGCAGCUUGAAACAGCUUCCAAGAAGAAGACCCUCCAUGACGCUCCAAUCAAGUGUCAGGACAUCUUUAAAGUCUUACCUGACCAACAGAAACGCAUCAUCAAAGUGGUUCUGAUGUACGGCGUCGCUGGCGUUGGAAAAACCUUCACAGUGCAGAAGUUCACUCUGGACUGGGCACAGCGCUCCAACAACCAAGAUAUCAGUCUGCUGAUUCCACUUCCAUUCAGAGAGCUGAACGUGAUCAAAGAUAAGCAGCACAGUCUGAUCACACUGAUCUGUCAUUUCUAUCCAACAUUACAGAAGCUCACAGCAGAGAAGCUUGCUGGCUGUAAAGUUCUGUUCAUCUUUGACGGCCUGGAUGAAAGCAGACUUUCACUGGAUUUCAAGAAGAGUGAGGUUGUGUCUGAUGUCACACAGAAGUCAUCAGUCAGCGUGCUGCUGACAAACCUCAUCAAGAAGAAUCUGCUUCCCCGGGCUCUCAUCUGGAUAACUACCCGACCUGCAGCAGCCAAUCAGAUCCCUCUGAUAUUUGUUAACAGGUUUACAGAAGUACGAGGCUUCACUGACCCCCAGAAGGAGGAGUACUUCAGGAGGAGAUUCAGUGAUAAAAAGCAGUCCAGCACAAUCAUCUCACACAUCAAGACAUCCAGGAGCCUCCACAUCAUGUGUUACAUCCCAGUCUUCUGCUGGAUCAUUGCUAGAGUUCUGGACCACAUGUUGACUCCAGACCAGAGAGGAGAGCUGCCCAAGACCCUGACUGACAUGUACUCACACUUCCUGUUGGUUCAGACAAAGAGGAAGAAGAAUGAUGAGGGACAUGAGACGAGUCCACAGGAGCUGACGGAGGCUGACAGGGAACUUCUUCUGAAGCUGGGGAGGCUGGCGUUUGAACAACUGGAGAAAGGAAACAUCAUGUUCUACCAAGAAGACCUGAAGCAGUGUGGUCUUGAUGUCACAGAGGCCUCAGUGUUAUCAGGAGUUUGUACAGAGAUCUUCAAAAGAGAGAAACACCAGAAGACAACAGUCUACAGCUUUGUUCAUCUGAGCGUUCAGGAGUUUCUGGCUGCAGUCUACAUGUACCACUGUUACACCAGCAGGAAGACAAAGGUACUGAUGGACUUCCUGGGAGAAUACUACAGUUACUCAUCUCUGGAUGACUUCCUGGAGACAGCCAUGGAGAAAUCUCUCAGGAGUGAAAAUGGCCACCUGGACCUGUUUGUCCGCUUCCUUCAUGGCCUCUCUCUGGAGUCCAACCAGAGUCUCUUAGGAGGCCUGCUGGGUCAGACAGACAACAGUCCAGAAACCAUCCAGAGAGUCAUCAACAACCUGAAGGAGAUGAACAGUGAGGAUAUUGAUAGUGAUGAUGAUGAGUAUGUCUCUCCUGACAGAAGCAUCAACAUCUUCCACUGUCUGAUGGAGAUGAACGAGGGCUCAGUACAUCAGGAGAUCCAAGAGUUCCUGAAGUCAGAGAACAGAUCAGAGAAGGAACUCUCUGAGAUCCACUGCUCAGCUCUGGCCUACAUGCUGCAGAUGUCAGAGGAGGUUCUGGAUGAGUUGGACCUGAAGAAGUACAACACAUCAGAGGAGGGAAAACGGAGACUGAUCCCAGCUGUGAGGAACUGCAGAAAGGCUCAACUUACUGACUUUAAACUCUCAGACACUGAAUGUGAAGUUGUGACCUCAGCUGUGAAGUCCAACCCUCAUCUGACAGAGCUGCACCUGAGACUCAACAACCAGUCUGAUUCAUUAGAGAAGCUGCUGUCUGCUGUACAGGAGAGUCCAAACUGUAAACUGAAGACUCUGAUACUUUGGCACUGUGAACUCUCAGAGACUCACUGUGAAGUUUUGGCCUCAGCUCUGAAGUGCAACCCCUCCCAUCUGACACAUCUGGACCUGAGUAACAACAAACUGUCUGAUUCAUCAGUGAAGCGUCUGUCUGCUGGACUGGAGAGUCCAAACUGUAGACUGAAGACUCUGAUAUUGUGGAGCUGCAGUUUGUCAAAGAUCAGCUGUGAUUAUCUGGCCUCAGCUCUGAAGGACAACCCCUCCCAUCUGAGAGAGCUGGAUCUGAGCUACAACAACCUGAAGGAAUCAGACAUGAAGCAGCUGAUUGAUCUUGAGCAGAGUCCAGACUGCAGACUGGAGACUCUGGAAUGGUGGUCAUGAUCUCUGUCAGAGUGAGAGUGAACAUCCAGGAGUGUUGAGAGAGGAUCAGCUGGAUCCUGAUGAUCCAUCUGGAGUCUGGAUCUGGAUUUUGUGGUCUUCACUUAAGUCUCUUAACUGACUCCAAACUGAACAGUUAUCUCUGGAUUUAGCUGAAGAUAAAAACAGGUGUUAUAAGUCAGACUGUGAGCCUGGGCUCAUAUUUAUCAAGCGUCUCAGAAUCACACUGAGAGUUAACGAGGACUAAAACUAAUGAAUGAAGCAGAAGAGAAUUGACUGUGACUUUCAGCAGGAGAAGGAUUACUGCUGGGAGAGAGUGAGACGUGGCUGUUUUACCACAGUCAGAGCAGCAGAGUAGAAAUAAUGUGUGUUCUGUCUCCUUAUUCAACAAUAAUACGUUUUAAUCUUCAACCCAACAGUGUUUACUGUUUUAUUCCAUUUCUAUCAUCACUGCUUAGCUGUUUGUUUUAGGAUUGAUUUAAAGAUUUGAUGACUUUUAAAGGCUCCAGAUGACUUUUCAGAGUCUCAGUGUGUAAAUAUUAAAGGUAUCCAGCUUUAAUAUACAGAAAUAUGUUCAAAUGAACAGUUUAUAUCUCUUUAACAAUGUGUGUGUUUAACAAUAACUAUAUCAUUUAAACUUGUAGGUGAGAUCAUGUGAUCCAGCCCUAUCCAAUCACAUCCUUUCCAUCUAGUUUUCUACA